Molecule: messenger RNA, 992 nt
Organism: Helicoverpa zea (corn earworm)
Lineage: Eukaryota; Metazoa; Arthropoda; Insecta; Lepidoptera; Noctuidae
Product: peroxiredoxin-2-like
Exons: 7
Coding region: 81-764 (227 amino acids)
Biological process (GO): response to oxidative stress; cell redox homeostasis; cellular response to stress
Cellular component (GO): mitochondrion; cytosol
Molecular function (GO): thioredoxin peroxidase activity
Source: RefSeq, a predicted model, not a curated record
AAAAUACUAGAAUAUUAUCACUGGUUUUAGAUAUAGAAAAUCUAGUAUUUCCCUGAAUUUGAUUUCUGUAUCAGUAAAACAUGUCGUUCCUAGUAAAAACUUUGGCUCGCAGGGUCUUUGCCCCAGCUAUAUCUUCGGCGAAGGUCUUGAACUUUUCUACUACCAGUGCAGCAUUUGUACCAAAGGUCCAGCAACCCGCACCUCACUUCGAAGCUACUGCAGUAGUUAAUGGUGAAUUCAACAGGCUGAAACUAUCAGACUACAAUGGAAAAUAUGUUGUUCUGCUCUUCUACCCAUUAGAUUUCACAUUUGUCUGCCCCACCGAGCUGAUAGCCUUCAGUGACAGAGCUAAAGAGUUUGAGAGCAUUGACUGCCAAGUCAUUGGUGUGUCUACUGACUCUGAAUUCAGCCAUCUUGCAUGGACCAACACUCCUAGGAAGGAUGGUGGUCUUGGCAAGAUAGAAAUCCCUCUUCUUUCUGACUACCAGAAGACAAUUUCACGAGACUACAAUGUUCUCCUAGACGCCGGCUUUGCGCUACGAGGUCUCUUUGUCAUUGAUAGGAACGGCGUUCUAAAGCACAUGUCGGUCAAUGACCUGCCCGUCGGCAGAUCAGUUGACGAAACCCUAAGGCUUGUGAAAGCCUUCCAGUUUGCUGACAAACAUGGUGAAGUGUGCCCAGCCAAUUGGAACCCAGAAACAAAUUCGGCCACAAUUAUCCCCAAUCCUCAAGGAAGCAAGCAAUACUUCCAGAAGGCCAACUAAAUACUUCUUUAUAGGAUUUUGAUCCUUAUGGCAUUUAAGUUUAAGAGUAAUUUCGCAUACUCGUAGGACUAGUAUCAGAAACGUCAAAAUGGUGGUUUUGUAUGGUAUGAUGGCGAUUUGAGUUUUGUUUUAAGAAAGUUCUGGAAAUGAUUGUCUAUGUUUAUUUUUUUCUCAGUUGAUAUUUGUUUUGUAUUAUCUUUCUGUCAUUAAAUGUGUUCUGUUGAGAAA